UCACCCCAAGUCCUAAAUUGUCUGUGUGAAGAAAGGAAAGGCCUAAAUUUAUUGUGAUUAACAAUGGUGGAUUGACUGUCACUCGAUCACUUUUUUUUUCAGGUUGCAUUGUAACUUGAAGACGACUGCAACAUUUCACAAUAACAGACUGUAAAUCAGGAAACUUCCAAUUGGGAUUUUCCUGUUUUGGUUAGUGCUUCACAUUAAGAUGAGUCCAGAGAACUGGCAAAUCAAGCCUGUCUCAGCAUUACAUACAGCACAUAUGAUAUCAGAAUAUUCUGGGAUGGCUCUCAACAACCUGGUGAUGCAAUCAGAUUCUGCUUUUAGUGGGAAUUCCAUUGUUGCGGGUAUCAGAUCAGAUUUCAAUGGUGCAGCUGGCUCCAACUAUUUGUCCACCUUGAUAUCUAAUAUACAUUCUGCAGACCCUACACAGAAGCAGGAUAUGCAACAUCUAGCCAAUCCAUAUCUGCAACAUCAUGAUAAUAAUUAUAGUUCCAAUCAAGUGUUCCACAUAGAUUCCUCUGAGCAAUCCCAGGGAUCAGUAGACUGCUUUUCUAAUUCCCAAAUUUAUCCCUUUGAUGGCCCACUGUUCCAGAGCUUGAUCUGCAGCAAUGGCGAAGCUUUAGAGCUAAGUAGUCCUUCACAGUCAACCGGGCUAGUAAAUAUGAAAGAUGCAGCAGGAGUAGAAGCACAGUUGAAGACUCCAGUGGAUCAUAUGCCAAGGCAUCUGUACAACUAUUCUGAUGAUUUUGCAUGUGAGAACAUGUUAGCUCAAGACCCAGGCAUGGCAAUCGGAUUCAAUUCUCAGAAUGUACUUGCUUGGCCAUCUCAGUCUUCCAUUAAUACAGAUGAGAAAAGUUGUGGCCAAAUUCAUUAUACAAACAGCUCUGUUCCAAACCAACAACUGCAAUUGCCCCUCAAGCGCUCUUGCACGAUAAAUAUAGAAGAUGACAUCCAACCCUGCACUAAAAAAAUGAUUUCUUGGUCUUCUCCGGGCAGCUCAUGUAAUUCAGUGCAAUCCAAGUCUCCUAAACUGAAGUCGGCCCGAGCCAGGCAGGGUAGUGCAAUGGAUCCUCAAAGUGUGGCUGCUAGACUUAGAAGAGAGCGUAUCAGUGAAAGGCUCAAGAUUUUGCAGGACCUUGUACCAAACGGAUCUAAGUUUGAUUUGGUUACCAUGUUGGAGAAAGCCAUCAAUUACGUAAAGUUUUUGCAGCUUCAAGUCAAGGUGCUUACAACAGAUGAAUACUGGCCAAAGAAGGAUAACAGUACAGCUGCUAUAGUUAAAAUGCAAGAUGUGAUUCAAGAAAUUGCUUCAACAAGGUCAUUAGCAGAGAUAGAGGGCAUGAUCUCCAUGGAGAAGAAAAAUAAAAACUUGGAGACCAAUUAGCCUCAAAAGAUCAUGUGUGCAGCAUAAAAACACUAAUGAUUACUGAAUUCAGCUACACAUUUCAAAAGGUGGUCAUCCAUGCAGUGAUAGAAGAGAAUAUAUAUAUAAACUAAGCCUAUCAAAGAAUCUGCCCAAUCCACCACACCCCAAACUCAACAUUGCCCUCAGCUGCUGCUUGUAAAAGCAAU
Molecule: messenger RNA, 1575 nt
Organism: Cryptomeria japonica (Japanese cedar)
Lineage: Eukaryota; Viridiplantae; Streptophyta; Pinopsida; Cupressales; Cupressaceae
Product: transcription factor bHLH129
Exons: 5
Coding region: 209-1387 (392 amino acids)
Biological process (GO): regulation of DNA-templated transcription
Molecular function (GO): DNA-binding transcription factor activity; protein dimerization activity
Source: RefSeq, a predicted model, not a curated record